Molecule: messenger RNA, 3226 nt
Organism: Mizuhopecten yessoensis (Yesso scallop)
Lineage: Eukaryota; Metazoa; Mollusca; Bivalvia; Pectinida; Pectinidae
Product: cell division cycle and apoptosis regulator protein 1-like
Exons: 19
Coding region: 137-3091 (984 amino acids)
Biological process (GO): regulation of DNA-templated transcription
Cellular component (GO): nucleus
Source: RefSeq, a predicted model, not a curated record
GCAUGGUGUCUUGAUAUGGGAGGAAACCGGGUACACAGAGAAAACCCACUUAGUCGGGCAGGACUGAGGUGACCCCCAUUCCUUUUCACUUCCAAUUGGAGAGUCAAACCCCAGUCAUCUUUGUGAAAGUAGUACAAUGGCGCAGUUUGGGGGAACAAAAAACCCACCAUGGGCUAGACAACAGUCAGAAUUUAUUAAUGUUUCAUCAACAAAUACAAUUGCUGCAGCCAACUCUAUCAACCAGAGUCAAGUUGCCAGUGCCAUGCUCCCCCAGUCAGUGGUGGCCAAUCCCACAAUAUACAGUCUCAACAACUCCACACCCAACCUUGGCACCCCCCAGUACACUGCUCCUCAGUACUCAGCCCAGCAGCUGGUCGGCCUCCAGGCACAGCAGCAAGCAGCAGCUCAGGCGGCAAUGCAGCAGCCAUCCAUUUCCUCACCAGCCUCCACAGGACCUGUGAUUCCUCAGCCUGGUAUUGCUAUACCCACCUCACUGGCCACCACCCAGGUUCCUAAUGUUAGCUACCCUGCUCCCAGGGCAGCUCAGCCCCAGGGACCCAAACAGCGAGUCUUCACCGGUACCAUCACCAAACUCCACGAUAACUUUGGCUUUGUGGAUGAAGAUGUAUUCUUCCAGACAAGCUGUGUGAAAGGUGCUCAACCUAAAGUGGGGGACAGAGUCCUUGUGGAAGCCACCUUUAAUGCCAACAUGCCCUUCAAAUGGAAUGCUGUCCGGAUACAAGUACUUCCUAAUCAGGGAUCACAACAAGGAGGGAUGGCUGGUGGUUUUAACAAACCUUCUGGCCCUAUGUCUGUGGCCAAUUCUAUGAUGCAGUCCAUGGCGUCCAACAUGCCACCUUCAGGACCAUUGAAUCAUGUUGGGAACAUGUCUCUCAAUCAGCCCCUUCAGUCUCUGAUGCAGACUAACCAGCCACCUCCAGGUCUGAUGUCGGCUUCAGGUAUGCGAGGCCCCAUUUCCUCAGCAAGGAGGAACGAACCUGCCCGAUUUGAGAGGAACCGUGAGAGGAAGAGGGAGAUGAUGCAGGAGAAGCGUGAGCGACAGGAACGCCUGCAGGUUACAAGGAAACGCUCACGCUCCAGAUCUCCUGUUGCUAAGCGCAAUGAUUCCACACACCAGCGUAGUCCUGCCAGGAGAAGGCCUCGGAUAGUACCGAGAUAUGUUGUGCAGGUCCCAAAAAUCUCAUUUGACAUGAAAUUUGCCAAUGUGAUUUCCUUGAAAUCACGUUACACAAACAUGUAUAUCCCAAGUGACUUUUUCAAUGGCAACUUUGCAUGGACGGACGCUUUUCCCAUUGUGCGACCAUUCCAGCUCGGAAAUCACUGUUCCUUUCACUUGUUCCACAAAGAUGUGGAGAGUGUGGAACCUUCAACUGCUGUACUGGACCCUCCAGAUAGUGACCAUGCAUUUAGUGCCAAGGUGAUGCUCCUAUCCUGUCCCAGCCUCGAGGACCUAUACCACAAGUCAUGUGCCCUAGCUGAGGACUCACCAGAUGCUCAGGAAGGAUUUGUCCAUCCAACUAGACUUCUCAAUUUCCUUGUAGGUCUGAAAGGGAAGAAUGAGACGAUGGCCAUUGGAGGGCCUUGGUCCCCCUCAUUGGAUGGCCCUAACCCAGGGGAAGACCCAGGCGUGCUGAUAAAGACAGCUAUUCGUACCACCAAGGCCCUAACGGGCAUCAACCUGGCUGCCUGCACACAAUGGUAUCGCUUUGUCGAGAUGCAGUACUUGCGGCCAGAGGAGACCCACAAGGGGAAACACGUGGCGGCCAGGGUAGAAACCACCGUCAUUUUCUUUCCCGAUGUGUGGAGCUGUACCCCAACCCGCCUCGAGUGGGCGACUUUGCAGGCCUCCUACAAAAAACAACUUCAGAAGAAGUUGUCAACUGUUUCCAGUUCCGACAAGGACGACAACUCACAGGAAGAAGAAAAUGCAGAGGAAAAUAGUGAACCGACACAUUUUUCAGAACUGGAUCCUAAGACCAUGAAGAUUGUGGACCUAAGAAAAGAGCUUGAAAGUCGCACACUCAGCUCCAAAGGACUGAAGUCUCAACUCAUCGCUCGCCUCACAAAGGCCAUUAAGUCGGAGCAGGAGAAAGAAGAGACACAGGAACACAUGGAAACGGAGGAAGAAGUACCAGAGGACACAAAAAAGUCACAGGAGCCAGAGGAGAAAACUGAAGAGAAGAAGAAAGAGGAGGAAGAGGAAAAGAAGAAGGAGAGAGAGAAAGUUUCAUUGGAGAGGAAGUAUGUCCUUCCUGAUGACCCAGCUAUUGUAGUGCACCCCCACCCCACAGCCAAGAGCGGCAAGUUUGACUGUGCUAUCAUGUCCCUGAGUGUUCUAUUGGAUUACCGACCGGAGGAUAACAAGGAACACUCAUUUGAGGUGUCCAUAUUUGCGGAGCUCUUCAAUGAGAUGUUGAUGCGUGACUUUGGGUUUGAGAUUUACAAAGUACUGGUUAAGGCCCCUGAGAAAAAGGAGGAGGAAAAAAAAGAGAAGAAGAAGGAGGAGGAGAAAAAAGACAAAGACAAAAAGACAGAUGACAAGUCCACCAAGGAUGGAAGUAGCAGCAGCAAGAAGAAAAAGACUGAUGAAAAAGAUCGAAAGGACAGCGAGAAGAAGGACAAGGACAGGAAAAAGGAUGAUGACAAGAAAAGUGAUGGAGACAAAAAAGAAGACAAAGCUGAUGAUAAUGACGGGGAAGAGGAAGGAGAUGAAAAAAAUAAGAAGGAGAAGAAGAAGGAAAAAAAGAAAUUAUUUACUAAGGACAAGGAUGUGCUGCUGGCAUUUACCUACUUUGACCAGAACCACACAGGCUAUCUACUGGACAAAGAUGUAGAGGAAAUCGUCCAUACCAUUGGCCUACAGCUGUCUCGGGCUCAGGUGCGCAAGUUGGUACAAAAAUUGGUGUCGCGGGAUGCUCUUAACUACAGGAAGCUAACAGACCGCCCAGUUCCUGGUCAGGCAGAGAACAAGGAUGAAGCUGAGGAUCAGACUAGGGAACUUAAGGUCAAUGAAAUUGAAAGAUUGGCAGUGGGUACGUACAUGUCUAAAUUGCCCUGGUACCAGCAGUAGAAAUAACUAUAAUUUAUAACAUCUUAUAUCUGUCUCAAAUCAACAAAUAUCUGAUAGAUAAACCCUCAUAACAAAGGACUCUAAAACUGCUGCACCAAUUAAAAUGGUGUUUGGUACUGAGCCCUAAUAACACCA